This is a messenger RNA of Cooperia oncophora, 300 nucleotides long. Lineage: Eukaryota; Metazoa; Nematoda; Chromadorea; Rhabditida; Trichostrongylidae. The record is from the annotation of a GenBank genome assembly.
AUGCUUAUUGAUAAAGCGAUAAGUUAUGCGCUGGAUGUGAUGGUAAAUCGGACAGAGUUAUGUGACGAACAUAUAGACAAUGAGCUCCGUAAAUUUCUCAUUGACACAGCCAAUGCAAAACUAGUCAUACUGGAUGUGAUGCUUGCACGACCAGAGUUCGUACCUGACAACUGGGGUGGACGUGCUAUUACCAAAAGCAAGAUGGACAAGCCUACGAAAGCCUCCUCAACAUCCAAUUCCAGAUCUAAGUCUCACUCGACAUCGUCAACAUCAACCACAGCUGUAAAGCUUUCUACAUGA